Messenger RNA from Drosophila miranda, 549 nucleotides. RefSeq lists its product as uncharacterized. The record is from RefSeq and is a predicted model, not a curated record. Bases 1 to 549 code for a protein of 182 amino acids. Lineage: Eukaryota; Metazoa; Arthropoda; Insecta; Diptera; Drosophilidae. The transcript has 4 exons.
AUGAGCUCGAGGUACAUUAUUCUGGUUCAACUCCUUGUGGUUCUACAUCUAUUGAGAGGAAUCGAGUCCAAGUUCGAGUUUACAAACAUCAAAUGCAAUUCCCUGGAUAAGGAAUUCGAUGAUUUUGAGUAUUGCUAUCUUAAGUCGGUGAAUCGAAGCUACAAGUACUUGUCGCUGAAAGUGAAUUUGUAUAAAAUUCCCAUCACUAAAGUUAAUUUUUCCCUGCUCAAGCGAUUCAGCGGCUACAAACCAUUCCUCUAUAAUUUUACUGUGGAUGCUUGCAAAUUCCUAAGCAACCGAAAGUCAAACCCCGUCGUUACUUACUUUCAUGAUCUGUUCAGGGCCCACUCCAAUAUGAAUCAUACAUGCCCCUUCGAUCACGAUAUUGUGCUGGAUAAGCUUUCUACCAAGUUUGUUGAUCAGCAAUUCACAGAAGUUCUACCCUUUCCUCAUGGGGACUAUCAGCUGCACACCAGCUGGCAUGCCUACGGUAUAAAUCGAGCUGAGGUCGAUAUAUAUGGCACUCUUUCCCACAACUUUGAAAACUAA